AUGUCGUUCCUUGGUGGUGCGGAAUGUUCCACAGCGGGGAAUCCCCUCACUCAAUUCACGAAGCACGUCCAAGAUGACAAGUCACUACAGCGCGAUCGGCUUGUUGGCCAUGGGCCGGGAAUGCAAGAAGGCAUGCGGUCCAGAAAUAUGAUGCCCGGACAAGACCAGAUGAUGGACGAUUUCAUGCAACAACCCGGCCAGCAAUUGAACGGACCUCCCCCGCAACCGUUCGCCAUGGAGCACAUGCGCCGUGAGCUGGAUAACUUUCAGACGGCACCUGCCCGCACGGGAUCACCUGGGUGGGCGGCGGAGUUCGACUCGGGCGAGCAGGCCCGCAUGGAAGCAGCUUUUCCCGGCCAAAUGAACAACAGCUCCGGGUUCAACCCCGCUGAAUUUGCCCGGUUCCAGCAACAGAAUCGUAUGGGCAUGCCACAAACAUCUAGUCCCCAGACAGCGGCUUCGCCGAUGAUGUCAAACUACCAGCGACCCAUGGCCAUGGGUGGCGGGUAUAUGGGUGGAAUGGGCGGCAUGGGAAUGAUGAGACCCAUGAUGGGUGGACAGAUGGGGAUGCAGCAGCCGAUGGGAGGACAGACACAGGACAAAGGCAAGGAGCGAAUGGUUGAACUCGACGACGAGAACUGGGAGGCGCAAUUCGCACAGAUGGACAGCGCACACGUGGACGAGGCUCAGACGGAUGAUGCGGCCAAUGCGGCUAUGGAGGCGGAAUUGAAUGAUUUGGACAGGUCAGUGCCCACCGAUGCCUUUGAGUCUGUUUGGCAACGGGUCCAGGCUGAGACCGCGAGCAGGAAAAUCGCCGAGGAGGAUAACUUCGAGGUCACUGAUAGCGUGCAUGUCGGGGAUUUGGGCGACUGGGAGGGCUUUGACAGCCUGAACUCACGGUUCCGCGAUCCCCAACUUGGCGACUACAUGUUCGAGGAGGACAACGUCUACUCAGCCGUGGGAAAUCCUUUUGAGGAGGGAAUGAAGAUUAUGCGCGAGGGUGGUAAUUUGUCCCUUGCUGCGUUGGCCUUCGAAGCUGCUGUGCAAAAAGAACCUCAGCAUGUGCAAGCUUGGACAAUGCUGGGUUCUGCGCAGGCGCAGAACGAAAAGGAGCUGCCGGCUAUCCGUGCACUGGAACAGGCUCUAAAGGUCGACCCCGGGAAUCUCGAUGCUCUGAUGGGUCUCGCCGUCUCAUACACCAAUGAGGGCUACGAUUCUACUGCCUACCGCACACUGGAACGCUGGCUCUCAAACAAAUACCCCACAAUCAUCGACCCCAAAGAAGUCUCCGGCGACGCGGACCUCGGUUUCACAGACAGACAGCUCCUCCAUGACCGCGUGACCGAGCUCUUCAUUCAAGCUGCCCAGCUCUCCCCCUCUGGCGCACAGAUGGAUCCUGAUGUACAGGUUGGUCUAGGUGUCUUGUUUUACUGUGCGGAGGAAUACGAAAAGGCCGUCGACUGUUUCUCCGCGGCCCUCGCCUCCACUGAAUCCGGUAGUACAAACCAGCAAGAGCAACUCCAUCUUCUUUGGAACCGUCUCGGCGCCACAUUGGCCAACUCCGGCCGCUCAGAAGAGGCAAUUGAAGCCUAUGAGCAGGCCCUCAACAUCAACCCUAACUUCGUGCGCGCACGCUACAACCUUGGUGUCUCAUGCAUUAACAUCGGCUGCUAUCCCGAAGCCGCACAACACCUCCUUGGCGCCCUGUCGAUGCAUCGGGUUGUGGAGCAAGAGGGUCGCGAGCGAGCCCGUGAGAUUAUCAACGACGGUGUCCACCCGGAUGGCCUGGAUGACGAACGUCUCGAGCGCAUGCUGCACAUCAGCCAAAACCAGAGUACUAACCUGUAUGAUACGCUGCGUCGCGUCUUCAGUCAGAUGGGUCGGCGGGACUUGGCGGACCAGGUGGUUGCCGGUAUGGACGUGAACAUUUUCCGCAAGGAGUUCGAAUUCUAG
Molecule: messenger RNA, 1953 nt
Organism: Penicillium olsonii
Lineage: Eukaryota; Fungi; Ascomycota; Eurotiomycetes; Eurotiales; Aspergillaceae
Source: the annotation of a GenBank genome assembly